Messenger RNA from Polychytrium aggregatum, 321 nucleotides. RefSeq lists its product as uncharacterized. The annotation marks the transcript as partial. The transcript has a single exon. NCBI's taxonomy places the organism in Eukaryota, Fungi, Chytridiomycota, Chytridiomycetes, Polychytriales. Gene Ontology annotation, biological process: regulation of transcription by RNA polymerase II. Gene Ontology annotation, molecular function: RNA polymerase II cis-regulatory region sequence-specific DNA binding; DNA-binding transcription factor activity, RNA polymerase II-specific. Gene Ontology annotation, cellular component: nucleus. The record is from RefSeq and is a predicted model, not a curated record.
AUGCAUCCCCAGCCCCAGAAUCCUCCCGAGGACUCCUCUGCGACCCUCGAGGAACGCGAAGCCGCCCCCAACAAACCCUUUGCCUGCCCGCAUCCUGGCUGCAAGCGCUUCUUCACCCGCCGCUUCAACCUGCGUUCCCAUCUGCUGGUGCACUCGGCCCAACGUCCGUACGCCUGCGAGUUUUGUGCCGUUGCCUUUCGGCGCAAGCACGAUCUGCAACGGCACAUCCGCAGCAUCCACACCCAUGUACGCCCCUACACAUGCCAAAAGUGCGGCCUCGGCUUUGCUCGCUCCGAUGCCCUGAAGCGUCACAUCGAAACC